GCACCAUGUGACCCAGCGCGCAUACGGCGCCUGCGUAGUUCGGGCCUCCCACGAUGUGGCCGCUUUGGAGAUCGUCGCCGCUGCUAAGGAUGGUCGGGGCGUCUUCCCUGCGGACUAUCAGCUCCUCCAGCCUACCUGCAUUCCCAAAGAAGGUUAAAAUCGUGGAGGUCGGCCCUCGAGAUGGUCUGCAAAAUGAAAAGCAUAUCGUACCUGCUCAGCUGAAAAUCAGGCUGAUAGACAUGUUGUCUGAGGCAGGACUCCCCAUCAUCGAGGCCACCAGCUUCGUAUCCCCCAAGUGGGUGCCCCAGAUGGCAGAUCAUGCUGAAGUCCUGAGAGGCAUCAAGAAGUUUCCUGGCAUCCGCUACUCAGUCCUGACCCCCAAUCUUACAGGCUUCCAGGCAGCGGUCGCUGCAGGGGCCAAGGAAGUGGCCAUCUUUGGGGCUGCCUCAGAGCUCUUCAGCAAGAAGAACAUCAACUGCUCCAUUGACGAGAGCUUAGAGCGGUUUGAGAAAGUCCUGAGCGAAGCCAGAGCCGCCCACAUUCCCGUCCGAGGGUACGUGUCCUGCGUGCUUGGAUGCCCGUAUGAAGGGAAAAUCUCCCCAGCCAAAGUAGCUGAGGUGGCUAAGAAGCUGUACUCAAUGGGCUGCUUUGAGAUCUCGCUGGGUGACACCAUCGGCGUGGGCACCGUGGCUGGCAUGAAGGAUAUGCUGUCUGCUGUCAUGAAGGAAGUGCCAGUGAGUGCCCUGGCCGUCCAUUGCCAUGACACCUAUGGACAAGCCCUCACCAACAUCUUAAUGGCUCUUCAGAUGGGAGUGACUGUGGUGGAUUCAGCAGUGGCUGGGCUUGGGGGUUGCCCAUAUGCUGAGGGUGCAUCAGGAAACGUGGCAACAGAAGACCUUCUGUACAUGCUGAAUGGACUGGGGAUCGAAACAGGAGUGAGCCUUCCGAAGUUGUUGGAAGCUGGAAAAUUUAUCUGCAAGGCCUUGAAUAGAAAAAGCAAUUCCAAAGUGGCCCAGGCCACUUUCAGUCCCAGGCUGUGACUUCACCCCUUCUUCUGCUCUGCCUUCCCCCAACGGUCUGGGCUAACCAGACCCCAGCAGCAGCCACGGACCUUCAGAACAAAUAGUGCUGUCCCUUUGCCACAUUAAGGGACACACUGACAAUAGCCCAGAAAUGGCAGUGCCAGGGCUGGGAGGUGCUAAAGAAAUGGAAUUAAGAACUGACGUCUUUAGGAAAUCAACUUCAGCUCAGUACACAUGGCUGGAAAAGCUUCCCUUAAGUAAGCUGGAUGAAUUGGGUCAGAGGAAGAAGCCCCAAAUCCUCCCCAUGAAGAGGCUUAUGACUCUGGAAAUUUUCCUGGUACAUUUUCCUUCCAUCUUUGACCCUGAGAAGAAGGAGACAUCCUGGAGGGUGCUAGGAGAAGGCCUUGGAACCCCUUCCUCAUUAUAUCCUGCUUCUGUGAAAUUCUUCCUGGCUCCCCCUCCUAAGAGCUCAGCCUCUCCAUCUAAGGCUUUGAUCACUGACACCCCCAGUCGCCAUCUGUUAUCUGGGGAUGGAAAGGGCUUUGGUCCUGCUGAAGAUUAAAUCCGUCUUAGGAUUUCCUGAAAGGCUGCUCCCCAGUGCCAUCCUGCCAGUUGCAGGACUAUGAUAUUGGAAACCCUCAGAUGCCAUUCUCUACCUGGAAAUGAUUUUUAAAUGUAUCUCUAGCCAAUGUAAAUAAAAGGUGGAAUUCCAGUGA
Messenger RNA from Trichosurus vulpecula (common brushtail), 1738 nucleotides. RefSeq names its product 3-hydroxy-3-methylglutaryl-CoA lyase (gene HMGCL). Gene Ontology annotation, molecular function: hydroxymethylglutaryl-CoA lyase activity; neuropeptide hormone activity. Bases 54 to 1040 code for a protein of 328 amino acids. The record is from RefSeq and is a predicted model, not a curated record. The transcript is spliced from 9 exons. Gene Ontology annotation, biological process: L-leucine catabolic process; ketone body biosynthetic process; neuropeptide signaling pathway. Lineage: Eukaryota; Metazoa; Chordata; Mammalia; Diprotodontia; Phalangeridae.